Messenger RNA from Coturnix japonica (Japanese quail), 1855 nucleotides. It is a transcript of the gene C2H7orf25, whose product is annotated as chromosome 2 C7orf25 homolog. NCBI's taxonomy places the organism in Eukaryota, Metazoa, Chordata, Aves, Galliformes, Phasianidae. The record is from RefSeq and is a predicted model, not a curated record.
UUUGUCCCCGCCCGGCGGCCCGGGGGAGGCGCGUUGGGCCGAGUUCGCCCGCAGCACCGCCCGGGGGUAAGGCCGUACCGCCGUCGCGAGUGCACUGCCGGCUGACGACGGGGAGGUAGAAGGAGAGCCCGGAGCGGCGCUGCCAGGGUGAACAUCAGCUGUUGUAGGAUGUGACGUGGCACUGCCAGGCUCAGCACUCUGCCUGCCCUCAGAGAUGGUUCAUGGUUUCUGAGCUCGUAUGUGGCGCUGCACAUGGGAGAGACCUCCGCUCAGUGCUGUGGCUGUUUGAAGGAAUAAUGUUUCCAGCAUGUCUGUGCAGUCACUGCUUUGUGAAAGAAUUGCCGUUGCCAAAGAACUGAUCAAGAGAGCAGAAGCCCUUUCCAAGUUCCAGAAAAGGAGAAUAGAAGGUGGGGCAAAACUAUGUGGCAAACUGAAGGCUGAGUUAAACUUCUUACACAAAGUGGAGUCAGGGAAGGUGGUUAUUAAAGAAUCCCAUCUGCAGAGUACAAACCUCACCCAUCUCCAAGCAAUUAUCCAAUCAGCAGAGAACCUGGAGGACGUUGUCAGUGUCCUCCAAGUCUUCUCUUAUGAGGACAGGUUUGGAAACAGACAAACACUGGUGGUAGAUGUUGUAGCAAAUGGAGGUCACACGUGGGUGAAGGCCAUUGGUCGGAAGGCUGAAGCCCUGCAUAAUAUCUGGCUAGGAAGGGGCCAGUAUGGUGACAAAAGUGUCAUUGAGCAGGCAGAGGACUUUCUGCAGGCAAGCUGUCAACAGCCAGUGGAGUACAGCAGUCCCCACAUAAUAUUUGCCUUCUACAACGGCGUGUCCAGUCCUAUGGCAGAGAGACUUAAGGAGAUGGGGAUAUCUGUGCGAGGAGAUGUGGUUGCAGUGAACUCGCUAGUAGAAUCAUCUGUGGAAAACCAGCACUUAAGUGCCAAUGAAUCAGAUGAAGAAGGCCUUGAACUGCAGGUCACCAGAGUAGAUUGGAAGAAUUUAGUGACCAGCAUUGCUUUUCCUACACAGAUCAAAGUAAAUGUGUGCAAUAGAGUGAACUUGGACAUCACUACAUUAAUAACCUAUGUCUCUGCUCUGAGUUAUGGUGGCUGCUACUUCAUCUUCAAAGAAAAAGUUCUAACAGAGCAAGCAGCUCACGAAAGGAGGGAGAGAGUCCUGCCUCAGCUGGAGGAGUUCAUGAAGGGGAAGGAGCUUUUUGCAUGUGAAUCUGCUGUCAGAGAUUUUCAGUCAAUCUUGGAAACACUGGGAGGACCUAGGGAGAAAGAGCGAGCUGCAUUGCUUGUUAAAAGAAUUAAUGUGGUCCCAGAUCAGCCAUCUGACCGUGCCUUACGACUAGUGGCUAGUUCAAAAAUCAACAGCCGUUCUUUAACUAUUUUUGGGACAGGAGACACUUUAAAAGCCAUUACUAUGACUGCAAAUAGUGGUUUUGUGAGGGCAGCUGCUAACCAAGGUGUCAAGUUCAGUGUUUUUGUUCAUCAGCCGAGGGCGCUGACAGAAAGCAAAGAAUCUGUUGCCACACCUUUACCAAAGAGCUGCCUACAUGAUAAUGGAUUGUAAUUUGUUAAAGGAAUUUAUCUUUGAAUAUUGCUGAUCUUUCAAUGGAAACAUUUGGAGAAACAAGAGAGUCAUAGCAAUACAUCCAUUUUCUGGUUGUGUAGCAGUGAGAACAGAAAAUGAGGAAAUGGAAGGGUUCCCCAGGACACUUGCAUUGUCUUUAUUCAGUUUUUGUUCUUUGUUCAACUAAAUUUAUUCACUAAAGUAAUAAGAUUUCCUAUAAAAUCAUUAACUGUUACAGUAUAUUAAUUGUAUCCACCCCUAUUAAAAUAUUCAGUUACAGCA